UGCGCCAAUUCAUUCAGCACGCUAGAGCGAAUUAUUCUAACAACAUGAAACCUGGAGGGAACCAAUACGGUGCUACUGGUAAAGUUUGAACGUUUCCGACGAUGGACAAGCAAAAAGUGCUGGCGCGGCUGGUUUCGGACCUGCAGGCCUUUCUGCUGGUCCUGGACAGUGAAAACCUCAGCUACAUUGCCCAGGCACAGAAGAAAUCCAUUUCAGAGCUGCUCUCCAAACUACAGGAAAAAGACACGCCUGUGGAAGAUGCAGAGUAUAUGAUAAUGAACUGUCCUUCUGGAGCCACCAGCAGCGAUCUCAGGGAAACCCAGAACACAGGUGCUGGUCAGACCGGGGUGGAUGCAGACUCAACGGACGAUCCAUUAACCUCAGUCUCCACAGAGUGGCUGAGUAAAGGGUCUGCAGGUCCUGCUGUGCCUCCACAUCCUCCUGGAGGUUUGGAAGAAGACAACUGCUAUGAGGAGGCCGAACCUUUCAUUCCAGCCAGUCAGUCCACAGAGAAAGUUGACACAGACAGCAGUCAUUAUGAGUCGUACGGUGAGGAAGAGCAUGAGGAAGAGGAGUUUGUGAAGGACAAAGCUCACUACAUCCAGUGGAGUUCGUCCCAGCCUUGCCUGAGACCCAUUCCAGAGUCUCGUAUCUGCGGAUACCUCUGGAGGAAGAAAUGGCUCGGACAGUGGACGCGUCAGCUUUUUAUCAUCAAACAUAACUCACUACUGUGCUUUAAGUGUGCUAAAGACCUCCACCCCCUGCUGGAGCUGAAUCUGAAGGGAUGUCAGGUGGUGUACAAAUCCAAACACAGCAAGAAGAUGCAGCACGAGCUGAAGGUGGUGGUGGGGUCGGAAACGGUGAUCAUGGGGUUUCAGAGCUGCUCGCAGGCGGAGGAGUGGAGGAAGAUCAUUGAGGAGGUCAGUGGAACUUCUUACUAUGAGCCGGAAUCCUCCUCAUCCAUACUGAAGAGUGAGAGACUGGACUCUUGCAGGUCAAGUGCGAUGCUCCAUACUGACUCAGAUGAGGACAAACUGUCAGGACUGCCGUCUGCUCUCAGCAGCGAGGAGAUUAAGGACAGAGCGGGUUUCCUCAACGUGCUGAUGAACUACCAGUGGCAGAGCCUCUGGUGUCGGGUGGAUGAGGGGGUCCUGAAGAUGUUUCGGGACGAGGGGACUGAGGAAACCCCCCAGUACACGGUCCAGCUGAGGGGCUGCGAGGUGCGACCGGGACCGGACACGGCGCACGCCUACCGCAUCACCGUCUCUCAGCACGGGGACCAGGUGGCUGUCCUGGAGGCCAGUUGUUCUGACGAUAAGGAGCAGUGGGUGCAGCUCCUGCAGGAUGGGAGUUCCACUCGCAGUCACAGCUCUGUCGACUCUCCUUACACACACCUGGAUACCAGCCAAGACUCACUGCCCAGCACCUCACUGAGUGGACUGAAAAUCCGCAGAUUCCCCACCUCCAACACGUACAUGGAUGACCCCUUUCAGCAGCUCUGUAGUUCGGUCCACUCCCAGCCCAUUUACUCCAACUCAUCUAUACUGGAGCACAUGUUUCAGAAAUCCCACAGUGGAGGAAACGGGGACUCUGCGUCAUUCAAAGACCCAGCCAACUACAGUAAUAAUGAGAUCUUCAGUAACUAUGGUAAGAAAAUGAACCAGGUGGAACGAGGUGUCCAGAAGAUUGAGCUGACAGAGAAGAGAAGGGUGCAGCUCCGGGCGGGGUCAGAGGUCAACCUCAUUAACGUGGGAAAGUCAUCUAAGCGCACCUCUUUCAGGCAAUCCCUCGCUUUCUGUACUGAACGGGCACAGGGAAGCUUCCUGACCCCCUUGCUGAGGAGAACAGCCUCAGCCAAAAACACUCUGAAGAGGGCUCCGUCGGCCCUGCUCAUAGAACACGGCAAAGUCUUCCAGAGGAGAAAGGAGUGGGAAACAAAGGCAUCUGCUUGACGUUUGCUCUCUCUCUCUCUCUCUCUCUCUCUCUCGCUCUCUCUGCUCACA
Messenger RNA from Chanos chanos (milkfish), 2003 nucleotides. Its product is annotated as actin filament-associated protein 1-like 2. Bases 102 to 1952 code for a protein of 616 amino acids. The record is from RefSeq and is a predicted model, not a curated record. Gene Ontology annotation, molecular function: SH3 domain binding. Lineage: Eukaryota; Metazoa; Chordata; Actinopteri; Gonorynchiformes; Chanidae. Gene Ontology annotation, cellular component: cytosol. The transcript is spliced from 16 exons.